UCUAUGCAUGAGUCACAUAAUUCACACUGCAACCAUGUGCAUUUGGAUUAGCUAGACUGCUAGAGCACCAGUGAGGGCCGGCCUGCUUAUUCUUCUUUUGGGCCAUAGUGUGCCUCACCAGUGACCAAUCAUGAGGUGGUAAACCCCAUGAACACCCUUUUCACUAAGCUAUAUAGCUAUGCCUUGUAUGCUUGUAUGGGCAUCACCUUCUCACUCCUGCGCCAUUGCUUCUCCUCUCCUCCCCUUCAGUUUUUUUUUCUGAGAGAUAUCAAUUAUCAACCCAAGCCCAAACCUCUGACCCGGUGUCAAGAUCAGUUGGUCCUGAACAUUGCUUGCACGGUUGGUUCUAGUGGGACUGUAAACUCGUAGAAAGGGCUGAUGAAAAGAUCGAACCCUUUGAUCCAAGGGUACCUACCAGCAUUCUUCAAUCGCUGAAGUUCUUGGAGGUUCCCGUUCCCAACAAGGGCUGCGAUGGGCAGCAGCUAUCCGUGGAGUCCGCAAUUUGGAGUCGACGCCAUGAACGGCUUCUUCGCGUCGAGCGGCGGCUGCAUGCUCGGCGCUGACGUGCCGCCGUUCAACCCGACCAUGCCACCGCCUGAUCACGGCGGGUACGGCCUUGGCCCCUGCUCUGGCGGCGCCACGGCGUCGGGUGUCGAUUCGCAGUUCGCGAGGAACAACCUGCUGCUCGCCUCCCUCGCCGGCCAGCUCUACGCGUCUGCUUCGCACGCGCAGCCGCCACCGCCGCCGUUGGGCGAUCACCUCGGCGCGAGGACGCCGCCGGAGGAGGAGAUGGACGGUGGCUAUGGCCGCUCCGGUGCGGUGACCCUCGCGUGGCACGGCCAGUCGGAUGCUCGUGCCAUGGCUCCCUGCUCCGUUUCUUCCUCGGACAGCAUGGCGAGCAGCACCGACCAGUUCUCGCCUGGGCCGAGCCGCUCCGCCGUGACGCACACGAGCAGAGCCGAGCAGUCGCAGCAGCAGCAAGCGUACUUCCAGCAGCCGCAGCCGCGCUUCUGGCCGGUGCAUUUCGCAGUGGUGGUGGCGCGCUCGCCGUACGCGCCGGUGGCGCAGCGGGCGCUCAACGACGCCGUCGACCACGUGCUGCGCGGCGUGGCGGACGUCGACGCCGACGAUCCGGCCGUCAGCGGCGCGUUGAGCUGCUCCGCGGUGGGCCUCGGAGACCAGUCCAUUGCCACCCUCGAGGAGCAUUCGCACGGGCACGGCGGCGCGCGGUGGGGGGAGGCUCACAGGGUCAGGAGCGAGCUCAUCAACCUGCUUCAGCUCAUGGACGAGAAGUACUACCGAUGCCUGGAGGAGAUCCAGAGCACGACGGCCAAGUUCAGCGGCCUGAUGCAGCCGUCGGGGAGCUGCGGGGGCAGCAUCUGCGCGCCUUUCGCGCACCGGACCGUGUCGUCGGCGUACCGUGCACUGAGGCGGCGGAUCACCGGCGAGAUCAUGGCGGCGGAGGGAUGGCCUAGUCACCCCCACCGCGCGGAAUCCUCGAUGAUGGUCUCUGGCGUGAAGAUGGAGGAGAGCGGCAGCUGGGACGAGUCGGCGUUCAUACAGAAGCACCUGGUGCCGCGGCGCCGCGCGCUGCCGCACCAGGACUGGCGGCCGCACCGCGGGCUGCCGGAGAGAAGCGUGUCCGUGCUCAAGGCCUGGCUGUUCGAGAACUUCCUCCACCCGUAUCCUCAGGACAGCGAGAAGGACAUGCUCGCAGCCAGGACCGGCCUCACCAGGAACCAGGUGGCGAACUGGUUCAUCAACGCUCGAGUUCGGCUGUGGAAGCCGUUGAUCGUGGAGCUUCACGAGGAGCUGAAGAGGAGCUCGGGUCGAGUGGAUGGUCCGGCACCGCCGACGAUGGAGCACAUGAGCAGCAGCCAAUACGUUGUGGGUUGAGAGAUCCUCCGGCCAGCUGGGGAGACUUGUGCUGCAAAUUGGAGCGGGAGCUCAGGUCAUCAUCUAGAGCCAGCUUGAUUUGAACUGAUCGGCGCAUUCAACUUGCAUCGAUAGCAGAAUUUUAUGCCGUUCGACUCUAAAUGCGAUUCCAGUCCGCUUCGUGCACAUCGCCACCAGUUACCACUUCUCCAGUCGUUGCAUUUGAAGUCUGUAAACUGAAAUGCGUCGUUCUGAAUCGAUCGAGAAUUAACAAGAAAAUCUCAGUCAACCCAGU
Molecule: messenger RNA, 2170 nt
Organism: Lolium perenne
Lineage: Eukaryota; Viridiplantae; Streptophyta; Magnoliopsida; Poales; Poaceae
Biological process (GO): regulation of DNA-templated transcription
Molecular function (GO): DNA binding
Source: RefSeq, a predicted model, not a curated record